AGCCACAUUCCAUACCGAUAUUCUGCCAUACACCGAAUUGAGCUAAACCUAGGCUCCCCGUUUGUGAUUUCGCAAUACACAAUCCAGGGAGCAAGAACAGAGUUUCUCACCCCUCGCAAUUUGUCAGUUGCAACUAACAAAUUGCCAAAGCUGAUUCAGUCUGAUGUUCAUUAAGCUGUGCGUCAAUGCGAUUCAAAUGACAUUGUGUUGGACUUCGACCGACACUCUCGUUUCUGGAUAUGCUCACUCCUCUACUUCUGGCAAGGAUGAUGGUACCCAAACAAGGCCACCUGGCCUAUCGAUCCUAGACAGUUACUUUGUCUAGAAAGUGCAUUUGAGCUUGAGAUCCGGUUAUGGCAUUUGGGUUUUGGCGUGAGGAAUGAUACCUGAGAUUCUCACCAAGAGAUGCAGGCGUGGCACGUCGCAGAAAGUUCAGCAGGUACAGGGUAAGGACACUCAUAGUUCCACGACACACGGCGAGCUGCAAUUCAUGAACAUUUUUUCGAUUGGAUUGGACACCAUUAGUUCAGCGUCAUGUUGUGGUACGUGGACUGCACGCGUUUCCCUUUGCCUUUUCAGUUCAGAUUUAUCUCGUGCGUGUAUGUUGUAUGUGAGGUAUGUGUCAUGGCCGUGACUGUGGCAAUGUGUUCAAGAUUAUGAGAUUUAAUAGUCCUGCUCUCACACAGCACCUGAAGGUACAGUCGUACUGCUCCAGAUGAAUCCUUGAGUGAUUCAAAUCUGAAGAUUGUAUCUGGUCUUCUCGAAUCCAAGUCACGAAAUUUGAGUUUUGUCCUCGCUUCCCUGUUGUACAAUAGUACAGAUUUCCCAGACCACAUUAGCAUUUGAUAUUACUGAUUUCGAAACUUACGAUCCGGGCCUCAUUUGUACAGCUCACAUUGUGUCUCAUCUUGAAAAUCAUUUCCUUUGAUUUGUACGUGGUCCAUUCAACACUGGCUCUGUUACUUUGAAAUGAAUUCAACCUUCCAAUUGUUCUCUUGUUCUCUUGCAAUACAUAUUGCAUUGUUGUACGGUUCUAGUUUUGGAUAUAUGUAACUUGUUGCUUGCCGAUGGAGGUAUUGCCGUCCUUACAGUAGGAAACGUCUAUAAAGGACCCUGUUUAUCUUUCUAAUUGAAAUCGUACAGAAGAUCAUUUCUUGUACAGACCUUUUUAUGCAUCACCUGUCAAAUGUGUGCAUUACUUUUCAAGCUCUAAUUAUUUCUGAGACUGGAAGUUUCCAACAUCACGCCGUCGCUCUAGUACUGUAUCAACUCUAACCUGUACAAUCUGAAUUGCCUUUUUCCUUCAAAGUCUGUGGUCGUUUACGUUGCGUCUGGUUCUAUCCUGGCCACAUGAGUCACAGAGAUGGCAUCUGUGUUGCUCAUUUCGUUCGAAGUUGUGCUCCUGACC
Messenger RNA from Marchantia polymorpha subsp. ruderalis, 1408 nucleotides. The record is from the annotation of a GenBank genome assembly. Lineage: Eukaryota; Viridiplantae; Streptophyta; Marchantiopsida; Marchantiales; Marchantiaceae.